AUGUUGUCAGUCUCGUUGCCCUCCUUAAGGUCAUUUCUUCCCUUUCCGAAGGAAAAGAAGGUAAUCAACUUACCGCCUGUAAAGACGCAUGAUAUCGAAGCGCCAGAGAAGCCGGCAAGGGCAUUGAAGUACUUGCUGAAAUUGAACCACGCCAACUAUGCAAUCCUAUACAACCACCGAAAAUUCCAUAACCACGCUCCCCACCUUCUCGGUGGGGCGUUCCUGCAGGGCGCUGACGCGGAUGACCUCUCCCGCAUCUAUGAAUCAGAGUCCAAGCUGUUAGAAGCGUGGCAAGACUCGCCAGCAGAGGUGACUGACGAAGACUGGAGGAGUCACCUGGGCCGUCGAGAAUAUGAAAAAGCAUUCGUGGACUACUACGAAGACGAACUAGUCCGGCUCAACUACGAUUGGAAAGAAGUCGUGGAAGAAUACCUAUUCUCCGGCGACGAGCCCAUAUUCAGCUCAAUCCUGGCAGAUCUGGGCCACCCUCUCAUCCACCUCGCCUACGCAUACGAGACAAACAGCCGCGAAGUAGCAAUCGAAGCGCUGGGCCUCGCAUCCGUCUGCUACAACAGCACGCACAAAUAUCUCGACGAGCCCAUCUACUCACAAACCAGCCCCUCAUACCAAACAACCUCUCUCUUCGAAAUCCUCGACAAAGUCCGCUCAGACACCAGAUUCGACGACCUGCCCAGUACACCGGACCACCACAACCUGCUCAACACGCACGAGGCGGCCGUCCUGGAGCACUGGAACGCGUGGAAGAUCGAGGAUCCGCUCGCGCAGUUCCGCGAGAGCCAGGAACUUGCCGCCGCGCUGUUCAGCGCCACGCACGGAGCUCAGCAGAAGUACGAUUUCUUCCUUGUGCAUGUGCUGACUACCAGCCAUGCGGUCCGUGUCUUGUUGCCGUUGAUUCCGGCUAGGCUCCAGAUUCCGCUGUUGAGGCAGUGGUGGCUUAUGGCUCUUACUACUUUUAUUGGGCAGCAUCGGCUGGAGAUUCGGAUGGAGCGGGUUGAGAAUUAUGAGCUUGAGGGCCGGGGUUGGGAGUGGGUGGCUGGGAAGGCUGUUAAGGGGGAGUAUUCGGUUGAUGUGCAUUAUGUUAAGGCUGUUCGGGCUUUGGAGCAGAUGGCUGGUACUUGGGAGGAUGGGGAGGAUUUCUAUUUGAAGGCGGCUGUGCAGUUUGCGGAUGAGUUUGGUGGGUGGGGAUUU
Molecule: messenger RNA, 1209 nt
Organism: Penicillium verhagenii
Lineage: Eukaryota; Fungi; Ascomycota; Eurotiomycetes; Eurotiales; Aspergillaceae
Product: questin oxidase family protein
Exons: 4
Molecular function (GO): oxidoreductase activity
Source: RefSeq, a predicted model, not a curated record